AUGUGUCUUAAUGUAAUAUACAUUAAUAUUUUAGAUGCUCAAAAGUGGAUUGAAAGUAAAAGAACUAUAAUAUCAAAGUAUACUACUCAUCAAAUUUUAAACAGUGAUCACUGUUCAUUUCAACAAGAAUAUAUCUCACCAAGAACACUUUCUUUUACUGGUGAACGAACAACAGAAGUGGUUGUUAAAAAGAAACAUCACUUAACACACUCUUAUACAGUACAGCCUGUCACAUCAGCUGAUGGCCGUUUAUUAGAUAAAUUCUUUCUCAUUCUUCAGGAGAAAGAAAAUGAGUUCGGUAAAGGAGUGCAAAAAGAUUUAAUUGUACCACCAAAUGUUGUAGUAAGAGCUUCAAAAUCAGGAAAAAACAGUGGUGAAAAACAUCACACUUUUUUAAAUGAAGUUCUGCGUCCUUUGGUUGGUAAUAAAUUUCUUCUAUUUCUUGAUUCUUGGAAAAUUCAAGCUGAUCUAACAAAAUUUAGAGCAGUAUUUCCUAAUCAAGACAGUCAAUUGUUGAUUUUUCCUAAAGGAUCAACCGGUUAUAUUCAACCACAAGAUCUUUCUUUAUUUCGCUCAUGGCGAUUUAUUCAUGAAAAAAUUGAGCAUUAUGUUCAUAUCAAUCAAAUAGAAAUGACUAUAAGUGAUCGUCAAUAUUUCAUCAACAUUCAUUCUAUUAUUCACAAUCAAUUAUCAGCUCCACAAUUUAAAAAUCUCAUUAAAAAUGGAUUUAUACAAGCUCGAAUAAAAAAUGAAAGAAUUGGACAAAUUGAAAAACCAAAAGACAUUUGCUUCAAAUUUUAUGAUCUGUAUUGUUCAAUUAACAAUUGUAAUGAACGAACAUUAUUAAAAUGUGCUUGGUGUGAAAAAACUCUUCGUUACUAUCAUUUGAUUGAAGGUCUGCAUCUACACCUAUAG
Messenger RNA from Rotaria sp. Silwood2, 915 nucleotides. NCBI's taxonomy places the organism in Eukaryota, Metazoa, Rotifera, Eurotatoria, Philodinida, Philodinidae. The record is from the annotation of a GenBank genome assembly.